This is a messenger RNA of Sabethes cyaneus, 2221 nucleotides long. RefSeq names its product coiled-coil domain-containing protein 174. The coding region runs from base 93 to 2210 and encodes 705 amino acids. Gene Ontology annotation, cellular component: nucleus. The transcript is spliced from 5 exons. NCBI's taxonomy places the organism in Eukaryota, Metazoa, Arthropoda, Insecta, Diptera, Culicidae. The record is from RefSeq and is a predicted model, not a curated record.
UUUUCUGCUUCGGAAAAGGCGGGCAUUUCUGGUUUCCGCAAUAAAUGAUUUCACCUACUGUAUUUUCAUCUAAACAAGCAAAUUAAAAGACAAUGAAUGAUCCCAAUAAGAAAAUAGAUAUAGACAAGUCAUCGCUUCUUAGCCUGAAAGCGGAAUUGCUUCGCAAGCAGGAGGAAGUUAGUCGUGCCAAAGCGUUCAAUUCGAUCGAUGAUUUCGUGCCAAAAAGAGUACCAAAACUAGAAACAGCUGAUAAUGGAUCUGAGAAAAAACGAGCUGUCCAAUCGGCCCCAGUACCGCUGGAGUUAGAAGAUUCAGCUGCUCUAGAGCGCUCUAAGAAGGUUCUAACUGCUAAGGCUCGGUACUAUGACAAGAUGGUAGCAUCUGGUGGUUCAUUAAACAGUGACGAAAAUUGUCUGGUCAUGUUUAACCGAAAGAAGCAAACCGGGCUGUCAUCUUCUGAGCAACAAUAUCGAAGUAGUAGCUCCGAUGAAGAUUCGGAAAAUGAUCUGCUUGAAAAGCUAGGCAGACGACCCAAGGAAUCGGAAGACGAUUGGGUGGAAUUCACAGAUUUUUUGGGAAGAAGCCGACGUUGUCGGAAAGAAGAGUUAGAAGAUUGUUUGCUGAAAGAUAGAGAACUGGCUCGAGCGACGAGCCCACGAGAGGGGCAACGAGCGCGAACCGAGGAGGCGAACUACAGCGAUGAUAAUAAUGAAACCAUUGGGCCUGUUCCGUCAAUGGCAAUCACGGAAGAUACCAUUGGAGAGAGGUUCCGCGCAGUGCGGGAACAAUGGGCCAAACAAGACAAAGAAAAUCUUGAAAAGGAAGCAGUGACCUACCAAGAUGUGCUUUACGAUGAGGCCCGUCAGCAUGGCGUUGGCUACUACGGGUUUUCGACCGAUCGCGAGGAACGUAUCCGCCAGCAGCAUGAGCUGGACUCCAUACGGGAAGCCACGAUGGAAGCGCAGAAAGAAAAGGAAGAUUUGCGCAAAGCCCGCGAUAAAAUAAUCGCGGAGAGAGUCAAAGCGGCCAAGGCAAGGCAGCGAGCUCGGCUCGGGUUGCCGCCGGAGGACGAAGAAGAGUCAGCAAAAAAUGAUGCUAAAGACGAAGAACUGUACGAUACAGCGGCUGAGAAAAAGAGAUUGAAAGCAGAAGCCAAGGCGCUAAAGAAAAAAGCGAAGGAAGAAAAGAAACGGGAACGAGAACGACAGAAACACGUGCGACCUUGGGAUCAAGGCAAAGAAAGAGACGAUGAGUUGGAUUGGAAACCGGCUCGCGAAUGGCAUGUUAUGUCUCAGGAGGAAUGGAACGAAAUGAAGCGAAAGGAAAGAAUUGAAGAAUUUGCUCCACCUGUAGAAAAGCCUUCAGCAGGUGUGGAAAACUUUAAAAAUAACCCUUUGUUCAAAUCUUAUUGCGAUGAUGACAAAAUACAAAAUGACGACAGGAAUCCAAAAACAUUAUUGUCUAACAAUCCACUAUUCCAAUCGUAUAGUAAUUCAGAGCUAUACGAGAAUGAAGAUGAAGACGAGGAUGAACUGAUUGGUCCUUGUCCUACUGGAUGGACCAAUAGUACCUCCGCUACUGACAAGCUUCUAGAUGGCAAUCAACAAUCGACAUCUAGUUGCAGUAAAGAAGAGGUCUGUUUACCAACAAUUCCAGGUAUGGAAACCGAUAUUUUCCAUGAGGAAACGAAUCGAACAUUAUUUUUCACUAGUAAGAAAAAAGGGUUUAAACGAAAAUUCGAUCAUGUCGACCAAACAAUUUCCAAUAAUCUACCUCCUUUCUCUAGUGAGAUCCCCUCGGAAGAACCACAUCAAAAGUUAUUGAUCACUGGCAAGAAAAUGGAGUUUAAGCGAAAGAAUUACGAUUCGGUUGUUAAGACAAACGAUGCUCCAAACAAAACUGUUGAACCGCCUCAUCAACAGUCUAUUCCUAUACGGAACGAAUUGAGUGACGACGAAUUUGAGCAGCAGAUCGAGCGUAGGCAAGUCGAUGCCGAGGGGGGUGUGCAAAUUGCGCCACCACCCACUUUUGAAUAUUACGGCCCAUCGUCCGGCAAACGAAAACCGGUACCUCGUCAACCGCCAGUCUCGAAAUCGGCCUUAGAAGCAUCCAUUGAAGCCGGUUUGAAGUUCCUGCGGAAUCAAUCCGAUAAAGCGGAUGGACCUAGUUUGUCGACGAAGAAUAAAUGGACCUCUAAUGCAGACUAUUGAACGGUGCGUUU